Messenger RNA from Closterium sp. NIES-67, 1188 nucleotides. The record is from the annotation of a GenBank genome assembly. NCBI's taxonomy places the organism in Eukaryota, Viridiplantae, Streptophyta, Zygnematophyceae, Desmidiales, Closteriaceae.
UCCCUUGGCAGAAAAGCGACAUCUGCUACAGUGGGACAGUGACAUCGCGUAUCGGAAAGGGUCAACGAAGAUCUGGGUACCCAAUUACCCUCCUUUGCGCCAGUUACUACUCAAAGAAUACCACAAUGUCCUAUUCGUAGGACACUUUGGUAGCAACAAGAUGCUGACAGGUAUUGCGAAGCACUACUACUGGCCCCACUUGGCAGAAGAUGUCCAGAAAUUCGUCACCUCGUGUGAUACAUGUGAGCGGAUGAAGAGCAGCAAGCAGAAGAAGGCGGGACUACUACAGCCUCUUCCUAUCCCAGAACAACCAUGGCAAGUGGUUAGCCUGGACUUCAUCACCGGGUUACCACCUACCACCAGCGGUCAUGACGCAAUCCUUGUCGUCAUCGACAAGUUCUCCAAAAUGGGACACUUCAUCCUGACACACACGACAGCACGCACCGAAGAAACAGCACAACUAUUCAUUCGCUACAUCAUCUCACAACAUGGCAUUCCAACUACACUCAUCUCUAACCGAGACCCCAAGUUCACCAGCAAGUUCUGGAAGGAACUCAUGUCUCUGCUUGGGACCAAACUCGCCAUGUCAUCCGCCUACCAUCCGCAGACAGAUGGACAGACCAAGCGCCUUAACCAGAUUAUUGAGCAACUCCUCCGAGGACGAGAUCUCCAAAUGGGACUUGCACAUGCCCUCACACAGCCGCGUCGUGGCGGGCGCCCACGUGGCGGCCGCACCAACCCUCAGGGAGGGGGUGGAGGUGGCGGUUGUGGGGGCAGCGGAGCCGGCGGCGGUGGUGGCGGGGUCGAGGGUGGCAGCAGUGGUGGUGGUGGAGGCAGUGGUGGCUCAUCUGGUAGCCGUGGUGACAUUUACGACCCAGCUGUCCCUGACUCCCCUGCUCACUCUGCCUCAUCGCACCACCAGCAGCAGCAGCAGCAGCAGCAGCAGCAGCAGCAGCAGCAGCAGCAGCAGCAGCAGCAGCAGCAGCAGCAGCAGCAGCAGCAGCAGCAGCAGCAGCAGCAGCAGCAGCAGCAGCAGCAGCAGCAGCAGCAGCAGCAGAAGGAGCAGCAGCAGCAGCAGCAGCAACAGCAGCAGCAGCAGGUGCAGCAGCAGCAGCGGAUGGAGCAGCAGCAGCAGCAGCAGCAGCAGCAGCAGCAGCAGCAGCAGGAGGUGCAGCAGCGGAUGGAGCA